This is a messenger RNA of Pieris napi, 1293 nucleotides long. RefSeq names its product clavesin-1-like. The record is from RefSeq and is a predicted model, not a curated record. Gene Ontology annotation, cellular component: membrane. Gene Ontology annotation, molecular function: phosphatidylinositol bisphosphate binding. Bases 349 to 1230 code for a protein of 293 amino acids. Lineage: Eukaryota; Metazoa; Arthropoda; Insecta; Lepidoptera; Pieridae. The transcript has 7 exons.
UUUAACAGUUUUAUAAUUUAAACGGACGCUCUAUUAUUUCUAAACAUUGGCGUAUUAGAACCAAUUUACUGUUCGGCGAAAUAUAAAGGUUUAUGCAAUUCCCAGUUACCGCUACUAUUUACAAAACAGAAAUACGUUCUUAGUUAAAUUAAUACUUAGGGCACGCACAGUCUUUAAACAACAAAGCAAUAUUUAAAAUCAAAUGACAUUUUGUGGAAUUGUAUUUCGUCAUUAAGUUGUACGCUAGUACACUGUUAUUGUGUGAGUAACUAGACCAAUUUGAAAGGAAAUGCCGAUUUCGAGUUCACUUUAAUAGCAGUCUAUUUUGGGUUUUGAUACUGAAUCGUCAUGGAAAUGAAUAAGAUUUUGCGCGAAAUUCUCUUUAAAGCUGAACUAGAACGCCACAUUGUUUCUGAAUGCGAAGACCAGGCGCGCAUACUUUGUGGAGAGAACCCAGACAAGCGGUUGCAUGUUAUCGAACAACUGAGGGAUUUAAUAUUAGAACGAGGUGAAUGUUACCCGCCUAGACUGGACGACGCGUUUUUACUGAGGUUUCUACGUGCGCGCAACUGUAUACCGGCUCGCGCGCACCGCCUGCUGGCCCGGUACUGUAAAUUCCGGGAACAGAACCCACACCUUUGGCGCGAUGUCUAUUGGUAUGGCUUAGCUAGACUCGGGAACAUCUUUGAAGGAGUCCUAUUCGACAGACCGGAUGUGGGCAGACUGAUCAUUGGAAGACUUGGUCAAUGGGACCCAGACGUCUUUUCUGCUGAUGAGCUGGUGCGAGGCUGCCUUCUCCUUCUAGAGGUGGGAAUCUUGCAGCCGAAGCUCCAAGUAUUGGGUGGGACAGCACUCGUGGACUGCCAAGGGAUGACAUUGAAGCACAUGCGUCAUCUUACUCCAUCGAUUGCUUUACAAGCGAUGAAUGUUAUGGGGUUUGCAUUCCCGCUACAGCAACGUAGCGUACACAUAGUAAAUUGUUCCCGCGUCAUAGAGAAUUUGUUCUACCUCUUUAAACGUCUGGCGCCCGCGGACGAUCUCUGGAAGAGGGUCUACUUUCACGGAUAUGAUUACUCCUCGUUACACCGAUACCUAGACCAGGAAUGUCUUCCAGAAAGAUACGGAGGACACCGCGAAGCAGUAUCACUAGGUGAAUGGCUUACAGCCAUCAACCAAUAUAGAAAAGAAGACUUUGACAAGGACAUGAGCAGUAUUGGCUAUGCAGUUUAGAUUAUUGAACAGUUUUAAUAUAAUGAUAUUUAUAAACUGGGAUGAUAAAAAAAAGAAACAAAA